Molecule: messenger RNA, 3000 nt
Organism: Malania oleifera
Lineage: Eukaryota; Viridiplantae; Streptophyta; Magnoliopsida; Santalales; Ximeniaceae
Product: probable methyltransferase PMT3
Exons: 8
Coding region: 494-2377 (627 amino acids)
Cellular component (GO): cytoplasm; trans-Golgi network; endosome
Molecular function (GO): methyltransferase activity
Source: RefSeq, a predicted model, not a curated record
GUAGCAGCAUUGACGCGCGCGCGCGCAGCAUACCCGCACACGCACUCUCAUAACAGUAAAACGAAAGCUUACUCUUGAGAUCUAAUCUGUAUCUCUCUCUGCAUCAGUCACUCUCUUCUCCAGCCACUCUCAUUCGUCUGGCGACUCUAGGGUUCCUGCGUACGAGUGCAUUCCUUUCCUUCCCCGUAUCUGAUUCUCAAGAUUCGAAUCGGAUCUAACCUUGAUCUCUGCAUUCGUCUUUUGCUCUGUGUGAGGGUCAUUCAAGGUGGUCCAUAUCUGGAUACCAUAGAUCAUGCAAGAAUUUAUGGGGUGCUAUCUUUUGGUAUUGGCACAUUAAUAAAUUCAGUUAAAAGUUCAAUACUUUCUAGUCAAUUUGACGGCAAUAGUUUAAGUGGAUUUUGGUCACUGAUUUGAGCCAGAUAUGACAUCUGCACUUUGAUGUGCUACACUGAAGCAGGAGUAAAGAUCUGUACUUGAAAAAAUUCAAACAUAAAUGAUGAGGGGAAGAUCUGAUGGAGCCCAAAAGAAGCACUUGCACUUGGUCUCUUCUGUGUGUAUUUUGACAUUAUUUCUUGGUUUUCUAUAUGUGUAUUAUGGGUCCAUCUUCAGCUCUCAAAACCGCAGUGCAUCAGCACUAGAGUAUGGCAGCAGAUCUUUGAGAAGACUUGGGUUUGGUGGAGAUGAUGAUACUGAUCUUGCCAGCAAGCAUGAUGAGUCCUCAACCAAGUUUGGGCAGGAAGAGGGUGAGGAUGAUGUCAUAGUUAAGAGUUUUCCGGUAUGCGAUAUUCGGCAUUCAGAAUUAAUUCCCUGCCUAGAUAGAAAUCUUAUAUACCAAAUGAGAUUGAAACUGGACCUUUCUUUGAUGGAACACUAUGAAAGACACUGUCCCCUUCCUGAAAGGCGGUACAAUUGUUUGACCCCUCCGCCUCCAGGGUACAAGAUUCCAAUCAAGUGGCCAAGAAGUAGAGAUGAAGUAUGGAAAGCAAACAUACCUCACACUCACCUUGCACAUGAGAAAUCUGAUCAGAACUGGAUGGUUGUAAAAGGUGAAAAGAUAGUAUUUCCAGGAGGCGGCACUCACUUCCAUUAUGGAGCUGAUAAAUAUAUUGCUUCACUUGCAAAUAUGCUUAAUUUUUCAAAUAAUAUUCUGAACAAUGAGGGAAGGAUUCGGACAGUUCUUGAUGUUGGCUGUGGUGUUGCAAGUUUUGGAGCUUAUCUUCUUUCAUCUGAUAUUAUAACAAUGUCCUUGGCACCCAAUGAUGUGCAUCAAAACCAGAUUCAAUUUGCUCUAGAGAGAGGAAUUCCUGCAUAUCUUGGUGUUUUAGGAACAAAGCGGCUCCCUUACCCAAGCAGAUCUUUUGAGCUUGCUCACUGUUCUCGUUGUAGAAUUGAUUGGCUCCAAAGGGAUGGGAUCCUUCUUCUCGAGUUAGAUAGGUUGCUUAGACCUGGAGGCUAUUUUGCCUACUCAUCACCUGAAGCAUAUGCACAAGACGAAGAGGAUCUCAGAAUAUGGAGAGAGAUGAGUGACCUUGUGGGACGCAUGUGUUGGAAAAUAGCCAUGAAGAGGAAUCAGACCGUCAUUUGGCAAAAGCCUCUUACAAAUGAAUGUUACUUGGAAAGAGAGCCUGGAACCCAGCCUCCUCUCUGCCGAUCUGACGAUGAUCCAGAUGUGGUGUGGGAUGUGCCAAUGGAAGCUUGCAUUACUCCUUACUCUGAUCAUGACCAGAGGGUCAAGGGAAGUGGAUUGGCCCCUUGGCCAGCUAGAUUAAGUGCAGCACCUCCUCGACUUGCUGAUUUUGGCUAUUCAAGUGAAACUUUUGAAAAAGAUACGGAAAUGUGGCGACAGCAGGUUGACAGCUACUGGAAUCUCUUGAGCCCUAAGAUUGCAUCAGACACCUUAAGGAAUGUGAUGGACAUGAAGGCUAAUUUGGGUUCAUUUGCAGCUGCUUUGAAGGGCAAGGAUGUCUGGGUGAUGAAUGUUGUCCCAGAAGAUAGACCCAACACCCUCAAGCUCAUAUAUGACAGAGGCCUGAUAGGCACUGUUCACAACUGGUGUGAAGCCUUCUCAACCUACCCACGAACUUAUGACCUGCUUCACGCUUGGACCAUUUUUUCUGACAUUGAGAAGAAAGCCUGUAGUGUUGAGGACCUGCUGAUUGAGAUGGAUCGGGUCCUCAGGCCUACUGGAUUCAUUAUUAUUAGGGACAAACAACCUGUUGUAGAAUUUGUAAAGAAAUAUUUAUCAGCACUGCACUGGGAAGCAGUUGCAACAGCUGAUUCUAGUUCCGAUUCAGAUCAGGAUGGUGAUGACUCUGUGCUUGUUAUCCAAAAGAAGAUGUGGCUAACAACCGAAAGCCUUAAGGCUAAGGGAUUCUGAGUAAGGCAACUCAUUUUCUGUUUCCCUAUGAUUUCUAUCCUGUUUCCAUGGAUCAAGAAGUAUCCCCAUAUAUUUGUUGGGAUACUCAGUAUAAUUUUGUAGCAUCAAGUGAUUUUCAUUAUUUUUUAAAGCCCCUAUCCUGUUUUGAAUCUGUCGAUAAGUCUCACUACCAGAAUCCAUAAGAAGCCAUUCUUGUCCUUUCCCCACCUUUAUUUGGCCUCACCACGGUAAUUCCAACUACGAAGGAUUCAUAAGCAGCAUAUAGAAGAUAUGCUCUGCUGAAGUGCGCAAGGAAACUGAUUUUUUUCUUCUUGAUCCUGAUUUGGUUACCACUUCAUGCAUUUCACUGCUUAAUUUUCUUCUGAGAUCAAGUUGGGUCCUCGAAAAAUUUGGUAGGGCUGCCAAACUUGAGAAUGUGUUCGCUCAUGUUGGCAUGGUUAAACGGAUUUUGGUUGUGGAACAUUUGGUCUUGUGCUCUUGCAGUUGUUCAGUCUCUUCUUUAUUGCGUCUCUAGUCCCUAGUAUAAGUGUACUGAUUACUGUUGUAAUAAGCUGUAUUAAACGUUUCUUUGCAAAUCCAAACAUUCUUAUCUCAUGGAAAUUCGUAGCAUAUUAUUGCAAAAA